Messenger RNA from Rubroshorea leprosula, 1378 nucleotides. Lineage: Eukaryota; Viridiplantae; Streptophyta; Magnoliopsida; Malvales; Dipterocarpaceae. The record is from the annotation of a GenBank genome assembly.
GGAGAUUUGAUUAAGGAGCAAGGAAGUAGCAUUUUCACAGUAAUUUGAGGUCGGUUUGCAGGUAUAUUGUAGAAUUGCAGACUGAUAUUGACUGUUCAAGAUGAAAUGCAAUGCAUGCUGGCAAGAAUUGGAAGGACAGGCCAUUUCAACUACAUGUGGUCACUUAUUAUGCACAGAAGAUGCUGGCAAGAUACUAAGUAACGAUGCAGCAUGUCCCAUUUGUGAUCAAGUUCUCUCUAAGAGUCUUACAAAACCUGUGGAUAUCAACCCAAAUGAUGAAUGGAUAAAUAUGGCAAUGGCUGGAGUAUCUCCACAGAUAUUGAUGAAGAGUGCACACAGAAGUGUGAUGUUCUAUAUUGGGCAAAAGGAACUAGAAAUGCAAUACAAGAUGAACAGAAUUGUAGCUCAAUUUCGGCAGAAAUGUGAGACAAUGCAAGAAAAGUUUUCAGAGAAACUGGAGCAGAUUCACACUGCAUAUCAAAAGACAGCGAAAAGGUGCCAAAUGAUGGAACAGGAGAUUGAACAUCUGUCAAAGGAUAAGCAAGAGCUUCAAGAAAAGUUUGCUGAGAAAUCAAGACGGAAGAGAAAACUUGAAGAAAUGUACGAUCAAUUAAAGAGUGACUACGAGUCAAUGAAUAGAUCAGCCAUUCAACCUGUCAACAAUUUCUUUGGAAGAAAAAAGCCAGAUAUAUUCUCCAAUCCAGCAACUAACUUGAUGAACAGCAGAGAACCUACCAGAAAGGAACUAUCAUUUUUCUCUCCUGGAACUCCAGGGGCUCGAGAAGAUAUAUGGCCAGCAAGACAGAAUAGUUCAAACUCUGGUCACUUCGACAUCUCCAGUGGUUCACCAUUAAAACAAACAACUAUUCCAGUUGAUGUUGGCAACCGAAGAGCUGGUGCUCAAACUGCAUUCGGAGCUGGUGGUAGUAACCCUUCAAUGACUUUAAGGAAUCUGAUAAAGUCUCCAAUAAAGCGACCACAGCUCUCGCGUAACCGUCCUAACACGUUCACGUUAUAGGCUCAAAGAUGAGAAGGCAUUUCAUUAGGUUGACUGGGGAUUGGAUGUAGUUUUCCUCAUAUUGUAGUUCAAGUAAAGGAAAAGGAAAAGGAAAAGGAAAAGGGGCAAAAAUUAAAACAAAAGUAAAUACAUGUCUUAAUCAAGGUAUAGCAGACAAGUACUUCCCUCUGCUGACAUUUAAAAUUUUUUUGAAGGGUUAAGCCGCUGCUGACAUCAAAUAUAUGUAGAAUUAAAUAGAAGCAUUCUUGUUGAAGAGACUCAAAACUUGUUUUUUUCGAUGAAUAAGAGCCUCGAACUUGUAUAUUUGUAGCAUUCAUUAGGGUUUUUUUGUUGAUAACAUAAUAUAUGACAUUUUUUUUU